AUGAAAUUGAAUGAUUAUAGCCUGAUGGCGAGUGGAGGCAAGGUUGGGUACAAGCAGAAUACGGGGAGAAAGGUUAGAUCAAAACUCAAGGGUUCAGAUGAAUCAGACGAGGACUAUAAGGUGGAUGAAGAUGAAGACUUUGAAGAGUCAGAUGAAUACUGUUCUUCCUUUGAUGGAGGUGAAUCGGAAGAGGAAUUUGAGGCCAAGGAGAUGGAGGAGGAGCAAGAGGAUGAAAAGAAAGUGAAGAAGUUAGGACAACCAGAAGGUCAAAAGGGUGCUUCGGGUAGGAAGAUAAAAGAGAUGAAGAAGCCACUGAAGGAAAGGAAGGUUUCAUACAAGGAAGAAGAUUAUGAGGAUGAUUGUGAUGAUGAUGAUGAUGACAAUGAUGAAGAAUUUACACUGGAUGAGAUUGAUCGAGAAGAUGAAGAUGAAGUGCCUGCAACAAAGAUGAAUAAGAAGGUGGGCAGGCCUCGAUUGGGGGAAAAGGGUUUUGUUAAAAUGAGGAAUCGGAAGAGGAAUUUUAAGGUUCUGAAGAAAGAUAUGAAAAAGAAACCAAGACUGAAUCUUAGGUUGAGGGGGAAAGGGAGUUCUACUGAUGAGGAAUUUAUAGACAAUAACCCGGUUGUGGAAGAGAAGUGUGAGGAGAUUUCUGGUCAUCGGAGAAGGGUAUUGGUGGCUAAUUCUGAUUCAGAUUUGGUGAGUUCUGAAUCAUCGGAUUCUGAUUACACUAUCUCUGAGGAAGAGAGAGAACAUAUAAGAGAGGCCAGUAAAUUCUCCAGCAGUUUGGCAACUAAUUUAAGGGGUUCGACUUUUUCGAAGAGAUCAGAAGAAGAAUCUUUUUGUCAGCAAAAAAAACGAAUAGGGAGAAAGGGUAAGGAGAAAGUAGAUGAUGAUAGUGACGAUGAUGAAGAAUUUACGCUGGAUGAGAAUGAGAUUGAUUGUGAUGAUGAAGAUGAAGAUGAAGUCCCUGUGACAAAGAAGAAUAAGUUGGGCAGGUCUCGUUUGGGGGGAAAGGGUUUUGUUAAAGGGAGGAAGCGGAAGAGGAAUUUUAAUGUUCUGAAGAAGGCUGUGAAAAAGAAACCAAGAAAUAAUCUUCGGUUGAGGAGGAAAGCAUGUUCUAAUGAAGAGGAGUUUAUAGACCACAACCCGGUUGUGGAAGACAAGCCUGAGAAGAUUUCUGGUCGUCGGAGAAGGGGAGUGGUGGCUGAUUCUGAUUCAGAUUUUGUGUGCUCUGAAUCUUUUGAUUAUGAUUACACUAUCUCUGAGGAAGAGAGAGAACAGAUAAGAGAGGCCAGUGAAUUUUGCAGCAGUUUGACCACCAGUUUGAGGAAUUCAACUUUGUCAAAGAAACUGGAAGAAGAAGAAUCUUCUUUUCAGUUAAUAAAAUGUCCUGGGAGAAAGGGUAAGGAGAAAGUAGAUGAUUCAAAGAAUGAAGUAGGAAAACAAGUUUGUGGAAUCUGUUUGUCGGACGAGGGAAAGAAAAUAGUGCGAGGAGUAUUGAAUUGUUGCGGUCAUUAUUUCUGUUUUGCUUGCAUCAUGGAAUGGUCGAAGGUGGAAUCUCGUUGCCCUCUGUGCAAGCAGAGGUUCGUGACAAUUAGUAAGCCCGCAAAAUCAAACACAGGGCUUGAUAUGAGGACAGUGGUGAUACAGGUCCCUGAGCGUGAUCAGAUUUAUCAACCAUCUCAAGAAGAGCUUAGGGGCUAUCUUGAUCCAUAUGAAAAUGUUAUCUGUACUGAAUGCCAGCAAGGUGGGAAUGAUGCUCUCAUGUUACUUUGUGAUCUCUGCGAUUCACCUGCACAUACCUAUUGUGUUGGUCUUGGACGUGAAGUACCGGAAGGUAAUUGGUAUUGUGAUGCCUGUAGACCGACUGCUCUUGGUUCCACCUCAAAUCCACUAGGUCUAUAUCCUAUGCCAGAUCAAAAAACAAGUACCAACUAUUCUGGUAGAUCAUCUCCUGCGGACAAUGUUAGGGUAGCGUUAGAUCUCAAUGAGAUGUAUGUGCCUGAUAUACCAUUGACUCAAGAAACUGGGUCUUCUCCAUCUCCUAGACUUUCUGUUGGAGAUUUUCAAGCUGCUUCUUCAGCAUCUGGAUCAGGGGCAUUUACUGUGUCAGAAAGGCGCAGGAUACAGCGCCUUAUACAGAAUCUUCUUCACAACAGAAUGAGGCAACUUGAUGGCCAAAGCAAUGGGAUAUCAGCCACAAAUUUGGGAAGUAGUCUUUUUGGCACUCAAAUUGGUCAGGUUAGGGAAUUUGUUCCUCAACAAACAGUAACACCGGAAAGGCUAGCAUCGCGUUAUAACUUUUCUGAGGAAAGUUUUCAGGAUAAUUCCACAUCUUUAGUGCACAAUAGGGAAGCUUUUCCUGCAAGAUCAAUCCAUUCAAGGGAGCAAGCAAUUCAGAAUUCAGCUUAUACAUCUGUUGCUGGAGUUUUACCUGCUGAACUUGCUGGCAUCCAUGCCAGUGUCAAUUCAAGAUUGGGUUAUCAGCAAUCCCAUCCAUGCAGCAGUAGAUCAACCAUUGGGACUGAUGCUACCAUGUCUCCUUGUGCAUUCAGAGAGACUACAAAGUCUUUAAGGACAUCGCAAGGAGCUCCACACACACCAUUUUAGCUGCAUGUGGGAUUGAGCAUCGGACGAGCGAGGUCUGCCCUGUGCAGUCACCAUCAACUUGUAACCACAUUGAAAUAAUGGGAGGUGUGCAGAUGGGUCUGAUGAAAGGAUACUGCUCAUCUUGUUUCGAUCAAUUUGUGAGGAACGUAGUGAAAGCGAUCACGAGCAUUAAGAACCCGUCAACAAAUAGAGGUUAGGGAUUGAUGCGUCGGAAUGAUUGAUCAUUUUUUCAGUUUAGUAACACUAUGUCGCAUACUUGAUUUUUGAUAGGAAUUGAGACAGAAUAUUUGGUCAAAUUGUUUACAUGGACAAGCCAUUUCUCAGCAUUGAUCUAUUUCUAAGUCGUUUAUAUUUAUGUCG
This is a messenger RNA of Ilex paraguariensis (yerba mate), 2970 nucleotides long. Lineage: Eukaryota; Viridiplantae; Streptophyta; Magnoliopsida; Aquifoliales; Aquifoliaceae. The record is from the annotation of a GenBank genome assembly.